AUGGGGGCCGCGGACUUCUGGGACAACCAGGACAAGGCCCAGGCCGUCGUCGGGGAACUCAAGACCAUCAAGGCGCAGAUCGAGCCCGUGAAGGCGGUCGCGUCGGACUUCGAGGACGCCCAGGUCGCCUACGAGAUGGCGAAGGAGGCGGGCGACAACGACCUGCUCGUCGAGGCGGACGAGGCCCUCCACGACCUCGAGCAGCGCAUGGAGAAGGUCGAGCUGCUCUCGCUCCUCGCGGGCAAGCACGACACGCGCAACUGCUACUUCACCAUCCACGCGGGCGACGGCGGCACCGAGGCCAACGACUGGUGCGAGAUGCUCUACCGCAUGUACCUCCGCUUCCUCGAGCAGUGGCACGAGGAGUGGGACGUCGAGGAGGUCGAGCUCUCCCACGGCACCGAGGUCGGGCUCGAUUCCGUCACGCUCCACGUCAAGGGGCCCUUCGCCUUCGGCUACCUCAAGUGCGAACGCGGCACGCACCGCCUCGCGCGGGUGAGCCCGUUCAACGCGCAGGGCAAGCGGCAGACGAGCUUCGCGACGGUGGACGUCGUCCCAGAGUUCGCCGAGACGAAGGUGGAGAUCCCGGACACGGAGCUGGAGAUCACCGCGUUUGCGCGCUCGAGCGGCCCGGGCGGGCAGAACGUGAACAAGGUCGCGUCCGCCGUGCGCAUGGUGCACAAGCCGACGGGCAUCAUGGUCGUCUCCUCCACCCACCGCGACCAGCAGCAGAACAAGCGCCAGGCGCUGAGCAUCCUCCAGGCGAAGCUCGAGCAGCUCGAGGAGGAGCGCCGGGCGGCGGAGAUCAAGGACGCCUCUGGCGGCGCGGUCGACCGCGGGUGGGGCACGCAGAUCCGCUCCUACGUCAUCUACGACAACCGCGUGAAGGACCACCGGACCAACCACGAGGUCGGCAACCCGCAGUCGGUGCUCGACGGCGACGUCCAGCCCUUCAUCGACGCCGAGCUCAAGCGCCGCCGGCGCGUGCUGGCGGAGAAGGAACAGGCCGCUCGGACGUAA
This is a messenger RNA of Symbiodinium necroappetens, 1020 nucleotides long. The record is from the annotation of a GenBank genome assembly. NCBI's taxonomy places the organism in Eukaryota, Dinophyceae, Suessiales, Symbiodiniaceae.